Messenger RNA from Trichoderma harzianum CBS 226.95, 4740 nucleotides. RefSeq lists its product as hypothetical. Gene Ontology annotation, cellular component: ubiquitin ligase complex; nucleus; cytoplasm. Gene Ontology annotation, biological process: protein polyubiquitination. The record is from RefSeq and is a predicted model, not a curated record. The coding region runs from base 1 to 4740 and encodes 1579 amino acids. Gene Ontology annotation, molecular function: ubiquitin-ubiquitin ligase activity; zinc ion binding. The transcript has 8 exons. NCBI's taxonomy places the organism in Eukaryota, Fungi, Ascomycota, Sordariomycetes, Hypocreales, Hypocreaceae.
AUGUCCUCGGCGUCUCAGCGGCGGCGACGAGAUGAAGACGACUACAUUCCAUUUGGACCCCCAUCACUCCCCAGCACACAGACUCACCUCGACAACAUGUCGUCGGAACUUGGCUGGCCACCGCCGGUGACCAUGUCCGACUCGAGCGACGAGGAAUUUCGAGACCACCGGACGAAUGCGCGACGCAUUUCGCGCCGAAACCCCAUGCCACAUGGCGUUGACGGACUGAUGAACAAUGGCCGAUACUCGCCCGACGUGUACUCGGUCACCUCCGAUCCCCCAAGCCAGACGCCCAUGCUCGAUGCCGGCAUGCAAUCUCAAUACGCCGGCAUACACUCGCAAUACUACGCCGCGAGAACGCCCAACCCGGGGCCACAGAUCAAGCCGCACCUAUCAUCCCUAGAUAUCCCAAGACGCUACGGCAGCAAUGCCAUCCUCGACAUGUAUGCGCUCACCUACGUCACCGACCCUGACCCGAAUCUACUAUGUCCCAUCUGCCAUGACCCCCUCGUCGACCCUGUGACGACUCCGUGCGACCAUACCUUUUGCUAUCGAUGCCUACGCAGAAGCAUGGCGUCGAGCCCCGCGGGCGGUGCCUGUCCAAUCGACAGAGAGGCUCUGCUGUGGACAGAUUGCUCUAGUUCCAUACGACUGAUUCGAACGCAGCUCAAUAACCUGAUCGUUAAAUGCCCUCAUCACGGGAGAGGCUGUGAGGAGGAAAUGAGGAGAGAGGUGGUGGAGCGACACGCAACCAUGGAGUGCAGUUUCCGAGAAUACCCUUGUCCUGAUGCCGAAUGCUCCAAGACAAUCCGCUACAAGGCGACAGACGACAAGUGCCAGCACCAAGAGAACAGCUGCACGUUCUGCGACGCCAUCAUCGAGGACGCUGAUCUUGAUAUUCAUCUGCUACAGUGUCCUAAGAGCAAGACGCGGUGCGCGGGCUGCUGGAUGCUAAUUCUUCGCGAGCAAGAGGACGGCCAUAAAAACCUGGACUGCGAUGCCAUCGAGGUGGGGUGCCGCUUUCAAGCUGCUGGCUGCCCAGUGAGAGUUAUACGGCAACACCAAGAGCUUCAUGCCCUUUCCUGCCCUUUCCAUCCAGAUUCACCAUCCGGCGCCAUCAUUCGCAGCCAACGGGAGCUCAUAGAAACAUAUGGCAGCUUAGGAAGCCAGCUCCGUCAUCUGCGGGCCAAGCAGGAGGAGAUGAACCGACGUCUCGAUCUGGUUGCUGGGCCAAGUACUCGACCGGGCGAUUCAAAAUUCAGAGAUUCCAGGGCGAUGCAAGACCUGGAUGCCGGAUUUGAAGAAGUCCACCAUAACCUGAGCCAUCUCGAAGCUCGGCAGAGCAUGUGGAUGGUCAACCAGAUCAUGCCCGUUCGGGAAGAGGUUGCUGAGCUACGGAACACCAACAAUGUGCUUCGAAUGCAAGUCAACUACCUCCUCAACCGCGCUCGUGAAGAGGGGGGCCACGCACGACCAACAUCAAGUGGAACAACAAGGCCGACAGCUAUUCGGGCACGGCGUCUGGCCAAGCUGGGCAACCCGGUUGUCCCCAAGCCCGCAGAGAGCAAGCCCGCCGAGGCUGGCAGCUCGACAUCAUCACCAGCUCCCGCUCCCGAGGCCGACGACUCGAGCUCGAGCAAGACCAAAAUCACCAUCACACCGGCGGCCCAGCCGGCUUCAAACCCCUUUGCGCAGCUGGGCGUGAGGUCGAGCAGGCCGGCCGAGUCCGUGAGCCCUACACCUACAGGUACUAUCCGUGUUGCUCGCAAGAGGUCCGCCUCUCAAGUUGACGACGUCCUUUCAGCGCCGCCCCCGCGUAAAGCCACGCCCGUCCAGGCCGAAUCAGACGAAGACUAUGCCGACAGAGUGCUCAGCCAGAUCUUCCGCGUCACUGUCGACCCGCACCGGAUGACGAGCAACCAGGGCAACCACCGGCUGACGUUUCUCCCGAAUCUGAAUCAAGAGCUGAAUGAUUCUGGGGAGCCCCUGAAGCUGUCCGUCAACAACCUGGAUCAGGCCAUUAUAGAGGCAUGCAGCGGCUGGGCUCCUGACAAGCCGCUGAUGCAGUAUCUCCUCCCGUGUUGGAAGAGGGCUGUGAAGGCGGCUGCGGGGAACAAGCAAACGAGUGGCUUCAAAUUUGAACUUCACGAGGAGUCGAAGCGCCUUUGCAUGAGCAACUGCCUCUUUGCUGUAACCAUGCCGGUGCUAUAUGGCCGCGAACCAAACCCAGAGCAUGACACUAUUGCUCCCUAUCUCCUCAGGGGUCCCGUGGACGAGGGUGGAAUAUGCUUUGACUUUAUCAAGGAAGCAAUCAAGAGAUUCGACGAUGAUGAAACAUUUCCUGCCAUCUUUAACGAUGCAAUGGUCAAGCUCAGUACACAGCUCGCGGGGUUGUCCAUGGGCGACGAAUACAAACCCUAUGUUCAGGCGCUGCAAACAUACGCACGAUUCCCUGUCCUGGUAUCUAAUCUUGCAAAGCACGCUUGCUUCAAGCUCCCCCUAUCUCCCCACAGUAUCGAGAGAAAUACUAUCCUAGGCCCCUUCUUCCGUCUAUCUCCCUUACAACCAGAAGUGAUCAAGAGCUAUUUCCCUGGAUCACGCACUCUAGACAAGGCGCGAAUUACUAAUGCACAAGACGCUCUGAGAAUGGUGCUGAGAACGCACCAAGAUGACUUAUUCGUUAUUACCAAUGCGUUUGUUCGGGCAGGGCCUGAUACAAGAAACCGUACACUAGACUGGUUUGCAUACAUUUUAAACACAAACCACAAGCGGAGAGCCAUCCAGGUUGAUCCCCGGGAGGUGGCUUCAGAUGGCUUUAUGAUGAACGUGACGACAAUUUUGGACCGAUUCUGCGAGCCCUUCAUGGAGAACGAUUUCAGCAAAAUUGACAAGAUUGACGUACGAUAUUUCAGAAGACAGCCGCGUGUCGACAUCAGCGAUGAGACCAAACUUAACGCUGAUCAAGCUGCCGCCGAUAAAUAUUACGCAGAAAAGGAGGAUGGGGAGUCUAACUUCAUCUCCGAGGCCUUCUUUUUGACAUUGGCUGCUCACCACUACGGCAGCGAGGCACUCAACUCUCAGCUUAAGAACCUGGACCGCGAAAUUAAAUACCUGGAGAAGCACCUUAAAGCUAUGGAGGCAGAGCGCCCCAAGCUGGCGAAUGCUCCCCAUCAGCUGAGGCUGUUUGAGGAAACGCUGAAACGCCACAACAAUGUAUUGGAGAAGACAAUAGCUCUCAAGUACUCGAUUGAGGGUGUUCUUCUUGACGAGAGGAUGCAGAGCACAUCUUUGCGGUUCAUGCGAUAUGUCACUGUAUGGCUGCUACGGAUUGCCACCGGAUCCGACUAUAAGCCUGGAACUGAGACUGAGACCAUCAAAUUGCCCAUCGAGAUAGGACACUCUGACGCUUUUGCAUAUCUCCCCGAGUAUACGCUUCAGAACAUCGUCGACAACUUCAAAUUCGUGUUCCGAUGGCUACCUACCAUUCUCCCUAGUGCAGUGGGCGAAGAAAUGAUUGCCCUGUGCAUCACAUUCCUUCGAUCUUCCGAACAGAUCAAAAACCCCUACCUCAAGUCUUCACUGGUAUCUCUGCUCUUCUCCGGGACCUGGCCGUUUAUGCAUCUCAAGAGAGGUGUUUUAGGUGACCAGCUCAUCUCUAUUAAAUUUGCCAACGACUACCUCUUGCACGCUCUGAUGAAAUUCUACAUUGAGUGCGAGUCCACGGGAGCCAACUCACAGUUCUACGACAAAUUCAAUAUCCGAUACGAAAUCUUCCAGGUCAUCAAAUGUGUGUGGGUCAACGACGUCUACCGACAGCAGCUUAUCAAGGAAAGCAAGGUGAACCGAGGCUUCUUUGUCCAGUUUGUCAACAUGCUUUUGAACGAUACCACAUACGUCCUUGAUGAAGCAUUUACAAAAUUCCCCAAGAUGCGUACUCUUGAGCGCGAGCUCGAGGAUCGCAGCCUCUCUGCAGAGGACAGACAGAAGAAGGAUGAAGAGCUGCAGAACUUGGGAAGUCAAGCAACAUCCUACAUGCAGCUGGCCAACGAAACGCUCGAGAUGAUGAAGCUCUUCACUAAAACGUUAAGCGAAGCUUUUACUAUGCCCGAGAUUGUGUCGCGUCUGGCAAGCAUGUUGAACUACAAUCUUGAGACGCUGGCUGGCAAGCGGGCUGCUGCCGAGCUGAGCGUUUCUAACAGGGAAAAGUAUCACUUCCGGCCCAUCCAGCUGCUCUCCGACUUUGUCGAAAUUUACUUGAACCUUGGUGCAUCCAAGGUCUUUAUCGAGGCCGUCGCUGCGGAUGGCCGUUCAUACAAGGGAGAGGUCCUCGACCGCGUCUCGCGGAUCCUCUCGUCGAAGCACCAGAAGGACCCCGCAGACAUUGCCCGGUGGGACAAGCUCAAGGCCAAGUUUGCAGAGACCAAGGAGAUACAAGACCAGGCCGAGCUCGACUUGGGCGACAUUCCGCCCGAGUUUGAGGACCCCAUCAUGGGAGAGCUGAUGAAGGACCCCGUGCUUCUGCCGAGCAGGCACAUUGUCGACCGGUCCACGAUUGUGCAGCAUUUGCUGAGCGAUCCAAAGGAUCCGUUUACAAGACAGCCCAUGACGAUUGAGGACGCGAUUCCCCAGACGGAGUUGAAGGAGAAGAUUGAGAAGUGGCGGCAGGAGAAGAUUCAGGCGUCCAAGGAUAAGCUUUCCACGACCACGGGGGGUGAUGCUAUGGACACUGCAGAGGGUUGA